This is a messenger RNA of Gadus macrocephalus (Pacific cod), 1712 nucleotides long. It is a transcript of the gene renbp, whose product is annotated as renin binding protein. The transcript is spliced from 11 exons. The record is from RefSeq and is a predicted model, not a curated record. Gene Ontology annotation, biological process: N-acetylmannosamine metabolic process; carbohydrate metabolic process; N-acetylglucosamine metabolic process. Gene Ontology annotation, molecular function: N-acylglucosamine 2-epimerase activity; peptidase inhibitor activity. The coding region runs from base 149 to 1360 and encodes 403 amino acids. Lineage: Eukaryota; Metazoa; Chordata; Actinopteri; Gadiformes; Gadidae.
AGCCUCAGCAACAACGCCCCCUGGGGUCACACUUUACGGUGGAGUAAUUUCAAUCAGAUGCUUUCUCAGCAGCUCAUGUGAUAUUCACGUGAGCGAAGCUCGUGACUUCCCCAACUCUUCCAAUCACAACAAUUCCUUGGUUUUCAACAUGUCAGCCGUCCUGUUGCAACAGUAUCGAGAGGAAAUACGCACAGAACUCGACCGUGUAGUGAGCUUCUGGCUGACUUAUUCUCACGACACGAAAUAUGGAGGGUUUUUCACUUGCAUCGAUAAAAAGGGACAGGUCUACGAUGAUUUGAAGUAUGUCUGGUUGCAGGGCAGACAGGUAUGGAUGUACUGCCGUUUGUAUCGAACAAUGGAGCGCUUUCACAAACAAGAAAUUCUUCAAGCUGCAAAAGCUGGUGGAGAAUUCCUCAGACAGUUUGCUCGUGUUCCCAGCGACUCUCCUACAUGGAAAUGUGCCUUUUGUUUAACGAAGGACGGUAAACCAGUAAAGAUACAGCGCUCCAUCUUUAGUGAGUGUUUCUACAUCAUGGCAAUGGAUGAAUUAAGCCGGGUCACUGGAGACAAAGAUAUGCAGGCAGAAGCAGAACAGAUGAUGGAUCAUAUCAUUCACUGGGUCAGAGUGGACCCGUCAGAACUUGGUAGGACCAAGCUUCCUGGAGACGAGCCUAUGAACAGCAUGGCUGUGCCCAUGAUGCUGCUGAGCCUGGUACAACAGCUGACAGAGGAACGGGACCAGGAUCUGGUCGAGAAGUAUAGAGAAACCGGCCACUGGUGUGUUAAAAAAAUCCUGCAACACAUUCAGAGAGGUGGCAUGGCUAUCUUGGAGAAUGUUUCUUUGGAGGGCGCUGAACUAAAUGGUUGCCAGGGACGACUGCAGAACCCAGGACAUGCCUUAGAAGCUGGAUGGUUCCUGCUGCAGUUCUGUGGAACACAUGGUGAUGAGUCACUUCAGUUGGCAGCUAUCAGCAAAUUCAUUGAACCCCAGUUUCAAAGAGGCUGGGAUAAAGAGCAUGGUGGAUUCUUCUACUUCUUGGAUGUCGAUGGUCAUUGUCCUACACAGCUGGAAUGGAGUAUGAAGCUGUGGUGGCCUCACUGCGAGGCUCUUAUUGCCUUGUUGAUGGCUUACAACAACACCAAGAAACCAACUCUCCUUGACAGAUUCACUGAAGUUUACGAGUACACCUUUAGCCAUUUCUCCGAUCCUGAAAAUGGUGAAUGGUUUGGCUAUUUAACACAAGAAGGGAAGGUGGCAUUGGAUUUCAAAGGAGGUCCAUUUAAAGGUUUCUUCCAUGUCCCACGGUGCCUGUACAUGUGUGAGCGAAUCCUCGAUGGGCUUCUAGGAGAUAAAAACUGAAUCAGUUCUAAAUCAGUCACAACAUCGAUCAGUUGGUUGCAGUUUAAUUUAUCUUGAUUGGUUGAUAUGUAAAGCCAUUUUGAAGAGCAGUGUGAUCAAAGUGCUAUAAUCGUCCAAGAAAUUAUUGUGAAUUGCACUCCAGAUUAUGCCAAUUGUGUAUGAUUUGUGCGAUGCUUUUCUUAAAAAAACAGGCAACUUCGAAAUUAACUUGUAUGUAUAGUCAACCUAUUUUUAAAACGUCAAUGUACUGUAUCUGUUCACAAAAAUCGAACAUUUUAAUUGUGUAGUUUUAAUCUGAGCCUUCGUCGCAUCCUUUUUCUUUUGAAAAAACAGAUAAACAGAAGCAACCUGA